UCUGUUUCUCCCAAACUCUCUCCAGAAGCAGCUGGUAGAGUUCAGGAGCUGGAAGCUUCAGACGAAUAUACAAGCGUUUAUUCUUUAAACGCGACAGACAUUCAGAGCAGAGUCUGCUGCAGGAGAGAGAGAGAGAGAGAGAGAGGGAGAGGGGGGAAGCGUUCCUGUUUAUCUGGUCGACGAGUUCGUGGGCAGAAAGUCUUCAUCAUGCCACAUUGGGGCGGAGGGAACAGGUGUGUGUCAUGUCGAGGAACUGUGUAUCAUGCCGAGGAAGUUCAGUGUGAUGGAAAAAGCUUCCACAGGACCUGCUUUGUGUGCAUGGUAUGUAGGAAAGGAUUAGACAGCACCACAGUGGCCAUCCACGAUACAGAGCUCUACUGUAAAUCCUGCUACGGGAAGAAAUAUGGGCCAAAGGGUUACGGCUAUGGUCAAGGAGCUGGAACACUCAACAUGGACCGUGGAGAGAGACUUGGCAUCAAGCCAGAGGAGAGGAAGACCCACCGACCCACCACUAACCCGAAUUCCUCCAAAAUUGCCCAGAAGUAUGGAGGGUCUGAGAAAUGUGCACGCUGUGGAGAAAGUGUGUACGCUGCGGAGAAAAUUAUAGGAGCAGGAAAGCCAUGGCACAAGAUCUGUUUCCGCUGCGCGAAAUGUGGAAAAGGUCUGGAGUCGACCACACAGACGGAGAAAGAUGGAGAAAUUUACUGCAAAGCGUGUUAUGCUAAAAACUUUGGACCAAAAGGGUUUGGAUACGGACAGGGAGCAGGAACCCUGCUGCACGCUCAGUGACACACCCUCUCUCUCAAUGAUUUUCAUAUAUAUGUGUGAUAUAUAUGUGUAUACAUACACUGAACACUUAAUUAGAAACAUCUACCUUGUAUCUACACCCAUAACCCCAUCAGUGACCACUGAUGGACUACAGGAUGACCCACACAAACAAUACAGCAACAGAUGAGCUGUUGUCUCUGACUUUAGAUGUAGUUACCCUUUAUUAAUCCCAUAAUGGGGAAAUUCACCUCCGCACUCAACCCAUCUGUGCAGUGAAACCACCUACAUACACACUAGGGAGUGGUAGUCUGUCCUAUCCACAGCGCUCAGGGAGCAGUUAGGCCCUUCAGUCAUGUCUCAUCAGCUCAGAGGACUGAACCGGCGAGCUGACGGUCACAUGGCUGGUUCCCUAACCUCCAGCCCAGACUGCCCCGAAGUAAACCAACGUUAACCUACAUGGUAGUGUCUUAAUAGUGUGGACAAUGUUUAAAAACUCCAGCAGCUUUGCUGCUUCUGAUCUAGUUGUAAUGGCACAAAAUACCCAAGCAUGCCACCAAGUCAGUGUCACUACAGCAGUAAAAUGAUACACGAUGCAAUUAAUACCUGCUCUGUGGUGGUCCUGACCAUUGAAAAAGAGUGAAAGGGGGCAAAGAAACACAACAGUCUGUAACUGCAGAAAUCCAAACUGCACAUUUGUUAAGUGGAGCUGAUGGCAUGGACAAUGAAUGAAUGUAGAUACAAGAUAGCUGUACUUUAUAAAGUGCUCACUAAGUGUAAUAAGCACACACACACACUCUCCAGGUCUUCUUUUUUUCUGUGAAAUGGUAGUUUUACAGAAUCGCUUUCCUGUGCUGGAGCUUUUUCGGGUUUAAACUGGAAUCUAUUUUAAUGAUCUUAGGAAAUAAAUAAACGUAAUAAGCCCACA
Molecule: messenger RNA, 1693 nt
Organism: Pygocentrus nattereri (red-bellied piranha)
Lineage: Eukaryota; Metazoa; Chordata; Actinopteri; Characiformes; Serrasalmidae
Gene: csrp2
Product: cysteine and glycine-rich protein 2
Exons: 6
Coding region: 208-789 (193 amino acids)
Biological process (GO): sarcomere organization; muscle tissue development
Cellular component (GO): nucleus; Z disc; cytoplasm
Molecular function (GO): structural constituent of muscle; actinin binding
Source: RefSeq, a predicted model, not a curated record